AAUUUGGGAAAAUUAGUAACUGCACCUAUGUUAAAGUUUAAAGAUGCUAAGAAUGACUUCAACAAACAUUYAAAAACAGAAUAUCAUCUUCUUUCUGUUCAAAGAGCAAACGACUUCCUAAUCAAUUUUGAAAGUGGGUUUGAAAAAACAGUUGAURUACUCUUUGAUAAACAUCUACAACAAACGAUUGAGAGCAACAAAAAAAGGCUGAUACCAAUUGUUAAGACAAUAUUAUUCUGUGCUAGAAAUAAUUUACCAUUGCGUGGUCAUCGAGAAACUGGUUCUUUAUCAUUAGAAAGUGUGAGAAGUUCUUGUAUAGUUGGUGAACAAGGUGUUCUUCGUGCACUUCUGGCUUUUCGGGUAGACAGUGGUGAUACAGAACUUCAAAGACACUUUGAAACWUCCCCUAAAAACUGCACAAUGAUCAGUCCCAAAGUCCAGAAUGAGAUAAUUGAUGUGAUUGGUGAUGUAAUUGUAGGGAAAAUAGUUGAACGAGUCAAACAAUUUCGAUUUUUUUCAUUACUAUGUGAUGAAACUACUGACAUUAGCACUACUGAACAGAUGACAGUAUGUAUACGAUAUGUAGAUACGUCAUCUUGGAUACUUAGAGAAGAUUUUCUGGGAUUUGUAAAAAUGACUUCAACUACUGGUUUAGCAAUAAAAGAUGCAAUAUUAAUAAAACUUAAAGAAGUUGGUCUUAGCAUAGAUAAUCUUAGAGGACAAGGUUAUGAUGGAGGAGCAAACAUGYCUGGUAAACGUAAUGGUGUCCAAAGUCUGAUUUUAAAUGAGCAACCACUAGCAUUCUAUACGCAUUGUUUUAGCCACUCUUUGAACCUUUGCUUAUCCAAGGCCUGUAAUGUUUCCUCGAUCAAAAAUAUGAUGGGAAUUGUAUCAAGUAUUGCUGCUUUUUUUUCUGCUUCAGCUAAGAGAUCUGAUAAAUUGAAAUCAGUUAUUUUAAGCGAUAGCAAUAAUUCACAAAAAAAAGAAAAAUUGAAAACACUGUGCGAGACACGUUGGAUUGAGCGUCAUGAAGCAUUGAUUACAUUUAAACAAUU
Molecule: messenger RNA, 1055 nt
Organism: Diuraphis noxia (Russian wheat aphid)
Lineage: Eukaryota; Metazoa; Arthropoda; Insecta; Hemiptera; Aphididae
Product: 52 kDa repressor of the inhibitor of the protein kinase-like
Molecular function (GO): protein dimerization activity
Source: RefSeq, a predicted model, not a curated record